Messenger RNA from Penicillium angulare, 1884 nucleotides. Its product is annotated as MDR family MFS transporter. Bases 1 to 1884 code for a protein of 627 amino acids. NCBI's taxonomy places the organism in Eukaryota, Fungi, Ascomycota, Eurotiomycetes, Eurotiales, Aspergillaceae. The record is from RefSeq and is a predicted model, not a curated record. The transcript has 4 exons. Gene Ontology annotation, biological process: transmembrane transport. Gene Ontology annotation, molecular function: transmembrane transporter activity.
AUGAUUUCAAUUUUCGACAAGGCAGAGCCUCCACGAGAGACUCACCCUGCAAUGGAAAAACACGACUCGUCCGAUACAGAUCAUGAUGCCCAAUCGCAAGGCAAUGACAACAACCCCAGACCUUCCAGUGAGAAAGAGAGUACAUUAGUGGACGAGCCAAUUCAAUCCUCUAUAGCACCUGAUGAUGCAAACUUGAAUAAGGAUAGCUCAGCUUUGGAUACAACAAAAGAGACCCUCCCCAACGAAGAGUCGAACAGAGAAUCCCGACCACAGUGCGAUCCAGAGCAAGAUACUUCACCAAAAGACGAUAAUGGAGAGGACGCAAGCAGCAACGCCGACGACCCAGAGAAAGAUAUUGAGUACCCUUCCGCUCUCCGCCUGGUCCUCAUUACCAUCGCAUUGUGCCUCUGUGUUUUUUGUGUGGCUCUGGAUAAUACCAUUAUUGCAACAGCAAUUCCCAAGAUCACAGACCAGUUCAACUCACUGGAUGAUGUGGGCUGGUACGGCAGUGCAUAUUUAUUAACAACCUGUGCCGUUACUUUGACGUUUGGCAAGCUCUAUACUUUCUACUCCAUCAAAUGGAUUUAUUUGAUCGCUCUGUCGAUAUUUGAGAUUGGAUCUCUAGUAUGUGGCAUCACCCCAACUUCAGUGGGGUUGAUUUGUGGUCGUGCCAUUGCAGGACUGGGAGCCGCAGGUUUAUUCUCCGGGUCUAUCCUUAUUAUCACCCAAAGUGUUCCUCUUGACAAAAGACCCAUCUAUACGGGACUGGUUGGGGCUAUGUUUGGUAUCGCGAAUGUUGCCGGUCCAUUGAUGGGAGGAGCUUUCACAGACAAUUUGACCUGGCGCUGGUGCUUCUAUAUCAAUCUGCCCAUCGGCGCUGUCACCUUUCUCUUCAUCUUGUUCUUCUUUCAGAACCCCAGAGUAAUCAAGAAGAAAGCCGGAUGGAAGCAACAAUUAACUGAAAUGGACCUCGUCGGCACAUUCUUUUUCCUCCCUGCCAUUAUUAGCCUACUGCUUGCAUUGCAAUGGGGUGGAACCAAAUAUGCCUGGGGUAGUGGUCGCAUUAUCGGCCUCUUUGUGGUGUUUGGUGUUUUAGGCCUGGUGUUCAUGGCCACGCAGUCCUGGGCCGGAGAUCGUGCCACGGUGCCUCCUCGUUUGAUUAAGAAUCGCAACGUUUGGGGUGCUGCUUGGUAUUCCAUGGCCAUUGGUGCAUGUUACUUCGUUCUGGUAUAUUACCUCCCCAUUUGGUUUCAAGCCAUUAAAGGUGCGUCUGCGACGAAGUCAGGAAUCAUGAACCUGCCGAUGAUUAUCGCUGUCGUGGUCGUAUCUAUCCUGGCCGGGGGUCUUGUCACUGCUUGUGGUUACUACACUCCUUUCAUGAUUUUCUCGUCCAUUAUCAUUACUAUUGCAGCUGGGCUAUUGUCGACUCUUCAAGUUGAUUCGGGUCACCCCAAGUGGAUUGGAUACCAAGCCUUGUUUGGAAUUGGCCUCGGACUGGGUAUGCAGCAGCCGAUGAUUGUCGCACAGACGGCCCUGAAAGCUGAAGAUGUCCCCAGUGGGACUGCCAUGAUGAUAUUCUCACAAACGUUGGGUGGCUCUAUCUUCCUGUCCGUGGCUCAGAAUAUUUUCCAGAAUCAACUCUUCCACAACCUUGCUGUCGAUGCCCCGGACGCGAAUGCCGCCAAACUAGUGUCGGCCGGUGCAACUCUGCUGCGCUCUGUUGUGUCGGGUGCUGAGCUGCAUCGUGUUUUGAUCGCGUAUAAUGACGCUAUCACUCAGACAUUCUAUGUGUCAGUCGCCAUUGGUGCCUUGUCACUGGUGGGACCUAUCUUCAUCGAGUGGUUAUCGGUAAAGGGGAAGAAGAUCGAGAUGCCUGCUGCUUAG